AUGCCUGAGGAAGCUGCCACCGCCGUUGAAUUACUUGAGAAUUUAGGAAAUACAAUUCAAACGAUCGCAGAUAAUCUCAAAGCCAACAGACUCGACAGAAAGUCUCUACAAACAUUGCUUUGCGACUACGCUGCCCGCGCUUCAUCCGAUGGCCGACUAAUGAAUGCCUCGAGACAAGAUCCUCAAUGUGUCAACCGAGGUCUAUUUCUCGCCUACACACAUAUGGAGUUGGUGUCUUGGCUUGCAAAAAAUAACUACACUGUUCUAGCGACGUCCAUCAAGUGGUAUAGCUGGAAGAAGAUAUUCGCAAAAUACCGAGUGCCGCUACUUUCAGUCUCGUCGCAAACGUCAGAUUUGCAGAGCCUGUUGAAAAAUAUCCAGAGGACAGCAGACUUGGUCCAUGCGGAUCUUGAAGCUAACAAUGUAAGUUCGCAUGUCCCUGAUAGUUGUGCCUAUGGCCCAACUUUAAAACAGAUUCCGAUUCCACCCGAGUCUAUCAAAUACCCUAAAGUUCCAGUGGGUGAGCCUGUCGGACCUCCCCCAGAAGGUACGUAUAGAGUCUUUCGAUGA
Molecule: messenger RNA, 570 nt
Organism: Penicillium soppii
Lineage: Eukaryota; Fungi; Ascomycota; Eurotiomycetes; Eurotiales; Aspergillaceae
Product: glyoxalase family protein
Exons: 1
Coding region: 1-570 (189 amino acids)
Source: RefSeq, a predicted model, not a curated record